AUGAAGCUACUAAUAAUUCUCGUAGCUUUAACAGCAUUCGUUUCAGCUGCAACUGUGCCAGAAUAUGACAACUUUAGUCCUGUGUACGGGUACAUGACUAGAUUUGGCAUUCCAGAAGCUAAAAGAAUCCAGGAGGCCGAAGAAGCUUACCUCAAGCGGCGGUCAUCUAGGAUACUGGGUGGUCAUCCCGCUGAACCUGCCCAAAUCCCUUAUCAGGCUGGUAUUAUCUCGGACAUCGCCGGGACCACUAACAGAGGAGUAUGCGGCGGAAGUCUUAUUAGUAACAGACUGGUACUGACAGCCUGUCACUGUUGGUUUGACGGUCGCAACAUUGCAUGGAGGUUGACUGUCGUCCUCGGCUCCCAUUUGCUCUUCCACGGGGGUACAAGAAUAAAAACCAGUGCAGUAAUCAUGCAUCCCGAUUUUUCUUGGUUAACCGCCCGUAAUGACGUUGCCCUUGUUUUCUUCCUCGAACCUGUACAGUUUUCACCUAGCAUUUCUUCUAUUGCACUGCCUUCUGGAAAUUUAUUACAUGAGCAUUUUGCUGGUACUCAGGCUACAACAUCUGGAUUUGGAUUAACUGACAAUGAGAAUACUAUUUCUCAAAACCAGUUUUUGAGCUAUGUGAGUGUCAAUGUGAUCACUAACAGCGUUUGCAACGCCGGCUACCCGACUGUUAUACAGAGUUCGCACAUUUGCACCAGCACGCUGAGAGGUGCCGGUCCGAGCCAGGGCGACUCUGGUGGCCCACUCGUUAGCGGAGUUGGUGGAAGAUUGACUCUUAUUGGUGUUGUAUCGUUUGGAUCUGCAUUGCCGUUGUCCUUACCUUCAGUGUACUCCAGAGUGACAUCGUUCAUGGAUUUCAUUAAACCGCAUCUUUAAACAUUGAUUUUAUAUCUAUCUGCCUGACAACACGUCUGAAAAAUUAUGUCUACGGAGAAAGAAAAACGUCAAAAUAAACUUUAAUAAAUAACAA
Bicyclus anynana (squinting bush brown) is the source of this 976-nucleotide messenger RNA. RefSeq names its product collagenase-like. The transcript is spliced from 5 exons. The coding region runs from base 1 to 882 and encodes 293 amino acids. Gene Ontology annotation, molecular function: serine-type endopeptidase activity. The record is from RefSeq and is a predicted model, not a curated record. NCBI's taxonomy places the organism in Eukaryota, Metazoa, Arthropoda, Insecta, Lepidoptera, Nymphalidae. Gene Ontology annotation, biological process: proteolysis.